This is a messenger RNA of Hippocampus zosterae (dwarf seahorse), 1173 nucleotides long. RefSeq lists its product as uncharacterized. The transcript has 6 exons. NCBI's taxonomy places the organism in Eukaryota, Metazoa, Chordata, Actinopteri, Syngnathiformes, Syngnathidae. The record is from RefSeq and is a predicted model, not a curated record. The coding region runs from base 211 to 813 and encodes 200 amino acids.
GUUUCUUUUAAAUCGGAGACUUGACUUUCUCACAGUCAGAAGAUGAUGAAUUUGUUUGACAUACAGCAAUUUAUUGUUUCAAGCUAUUCAUUAUAGUACCAGCUUUAGAAAGAAUUUUGGAUUCAUUUCUGAAGCAGUGUAGUUAUCAUCAGUCAAUAGGUGUCCUACUGGAAAGCUUUAAUUGAAGAUUAAAAGAAAAAUACACAAAGGAUGAGGAAGAACAUGAACGUGUUGCUACUGAUCUUGAUCCACAUCUUCACACCCUCAUCGGCACAAAACACAACCGCGGUAUCUACAAAUACAACAACAGAGAUCUUGACACGGCCAGUGGAUGUCUCUGUGUUUGUGGGGGACCCCGCCGUGUUUACCUGUGCUGUGCCUGAAACAUCUCCUGUUGUCACCUUCACCUUGUUCGGUGGUCAUGGCAGUUACAGCCUCACCUGCCCUGGUGGACAUGUGGAAGAUAUCCCCCAGGCUCUUUAUGGAAGUUGUCAGAUAAAAAAAGGACAGUCAGUGGCUGCGUGGACCUUCAAAGGAACUUCGAAAUCAGACAAUAACACAAGAGUUGUUUGUCAGUUACCAAAUGGUUUUGACUCUUCCACUGCCACUCUACGUAUCUAUGAUAAUGGCAGUUACAUGGCCAUCCUCAUUGGCUGCGCUAUUGGGGGCUUCUUUGGCAUCAUCCUCGUAUUUGCUUUGUCUUACACAUUACUGAAGAGAUCCGAGGCCUGCCAGAAAUGUUUCCGGCCCAAGGAAGAUGAAGAUGAUACAUUCGCAAUUAUAUCCAAGGAUUUUGCAAAGCAGAAGAAUUAAUGUCAUGUUUUUCCCCAAUAACAAAUGAUGAAUCAAAUCAAAAUUAAAAUCAAGAAUCUGCUCAGGUGCCAAUGUGACCUACAAAUAAAAAAGGCUUAAAAAAAUAUCUAUGAUAGCAACAACAACAGAAAAAAAAUAAUGGUCAACAUUUUUCUUCAGGGGCUUCAAUGACAGUGAUUAAAACCACAUACUAAUGUAAUCAUCAGUUCAAAUUCAUGGAACAUUGAGGUUUUGAACAUGAAGCACUGAAGGGUUGCGUUUAUAUGUGAGGCAUUCCUUGAAGGUGAAAAUUUGCAGUGUUUCCUAAUCCCUCGUAGAAAAAUGUUUUGUUUAAAAUAAACAAUGAACUAAAAUAUCAAA